Molecule: messenger RNA, 1017 nt
Organism: Talaromyces marneffei
Lineage: Eukaryota; Fungi; Ascomycota; Eurotiomycetes; Eurotiales; Trichocomaceae
Exons: 3
Coding region: 1-1017 (338 amino acids)
Biological process (GO): carbohydrate metabolic process
Cellular component (GO): extracellular region
Molecular function (GO): cellulase activity; cellulose binding
Source: RefSeq, a predicted model, not a curated record
AUGAAGGCUUUCUAUCUUUCUCUCUGGGCGCUCGCAGGUUCGGCGUCUGCCUACCUUGCCACUACUACCCGUUACUAUGACGGUCAGGAAGGUGCUUGCGGAUGUGGUAGUAGCUCCGGACUCUCCUCAUGGCAGCUCGGCAUCUCAAACGGCGUGUACACCGCCGCCGGAUCUCAAGCCCUCUUCGACACCAACGACUCCUCCUGGUGCGGAGGCGGCUGCGGUAAAUGCUACAACCUGACCUCAACCGGUACCUCUGCCUGCAACGGCUGCGGCGAAGGUGGCGUCGCUGGCGAAAGCAUUAUCGUUAUGGUCACCAACCUCUGCCCUUAUAACGGAAACGAAGUUUGGUGCCCAUCCGUCGGUGCCAAAAACAACUAUGGAUACAGCUACCAUUUCGAUAUCAUGGCCGAAAGCGAAGUCUUCGGUGACAAUGUCGUUGUCAACUUUGAACCCGUCGCUUGCCCCGGUCAGGCUGCUUUGGAUUGGGGGACUUGCGUUUGCCAUGGUCAAACGGACACUGAUACCACCCCGGCUGGAAUGACUGCUGCUGCUGCUGCUGAAUCUGCGGGUACUGUCGCGACUUCGUCGUCUUCUUCGUCUUCCUCGACUUCUACUGUAAAGACUUCUACUACUUUGGUCGCUGUUCCGACCAGUCCCGUGAAAGAGGUUGUUUCCUCAUCGACUUCAUCUACUUCGACCGUCAAGUCAAUCCCGACUGUCGUUGCCGAAUCCUCCCCCGCCGCGGUCGUUGAGCCUACUUCGACAGCAAUCUCAACCCCCCAGGGCGCUGCUACAAUCUCCACAACCUCCGUCACACAAUACACCACCGUCACUGAGAUCGCAACCGUUUGGGUCACUCCAAACCCCAGUGCCACAACCUGCAGCUCCAGUGCUGUCCAGACUUUGUAUGGACAGUGCGGUGGUAUCAACUGGACCGGUGCCACGACCUGUGUAUCCGGCUCAACCUGCAAAGUGCAAAACCCUUACUAUUACCAGUGCGUCAGCUCGGCUUAA